AUGGUCAUUGGAUUGCUUGCCAUCGCGGCCAUCCCGACGGUGACGGGGGUCGGGCAAGCGGUGAGCGCGCAGAAAAGGCAGAACGCAGCAGCCAAGUCGCAGGUCAAGUUCCACCUUGCCGCCAUGGUUCCGUGCCAGCAGGGAUUUCGCGAGCUGGGCAUCUGUGUCCUUCGAGGCGGACGGCUGGUGUUGGAUGUAGCCGAGACGCAGCAUCAGAAGCAGCAAGCCGCGGGCCACCGAUUCUGCGGAUACUACUUCCCUUACCCUGGGCCGGAGCAGCACCAGGGCCUGGUCAGCACCAUUGCCGACGACCCGCCCAUGCUCAACUGGAUCUACGUCGACGGGCAGACGGGGGCGGUGCGGCACGGCGGACGCAAGGACACGAUCGGUCACGUCAUCGGGCCCUGGGGCUGGAGCGACGACGAGACGUGGUUGACGCUCGAGGGCGGGCCGGGGGGCUUCGUCGCCCGGCGGGAGCCAGACGAGGCGAAUGGGGGGCUUCCGUGCUGGGUGGUGUACUGGGAUCCGGCUGCGGGGGCGGGGAACAAGGACGAUGACGACGAUGACGACGAUGGAGAUGGGGAAGGGGAGGCGGGCCGGCAGCGGGUGGUGUGGCUUCGUCGAAAGCCGCUGCUCGGCGUGGAGAGCCGGUACGUCAGGGACUAG
Messenger RNA from Hirsutella rhossiliensis, 666 nucleotides. RefSeq lists its product as uncharacterized. Bases 1 to 666 code for a protein of 221 amino acids. The record is from RefSeq and is a predicted model, not a curated record. The transcript is spliced from 2 exons. NCBI's taxonomy places the organism in Eukaryota, Fungi, Ascomycota, Sordariomycetes, Hypocreales, Ophiocordycipitaceae.